AGCUGCGGGGUUGAUCGGGAUAGCAUUAGGAGACUUAUCCGCUGCGUACGACAGCCGUAUUUGUGAAGCUCUUCUUAUCAAUCUUUUCUGACCUUAUAUUUUGUUUUUGCAGAAGCCUCAAAAUCACUCACCUUUCAACAUGCUGCUCACCUGCGCGAAGUUCGCCUCCACACCCGCCCUGGUGCGUGCGGCAUCCAGGUCCCUGUACAGGCCAGUUUCUGCUGCCGUACUUUCCAGACCAGAGGUCAGUGCUGUCCUGCCUCCGAUGGCCCUCACUCAGGUGGCCCUCAGGAGCUUCCAGACCAGCGCUGUGAGCCGCGACAUUGACACCGCUGCAAAGUUCAUUGGAGCGGGAGCUGCCACCGUGGGAGUGGCUGGAUCCGGUGCUGGAAUCGGAACCGUGUUCGGUAGCCUUAUCAUCGGAUAUGCCAGGAACCCAUCUCUAAAGCAGCAGCUCUUCUCUUACGCAAUCCUGGGCUUUGCUCUGUCUGAAGCCAUGGGGCUCUUCUGUUUGAUGGUUGCUUUCUUGAUCCUUUUCGCCAUGUAAAAAUCUGCUAGUUACGUGAACAUUUAGUACAGCUGUAACUACAUGUUUUUGCUGUUGCUACCAGCAUGUCUGCUGCUGGUCUCUGUAAAAGAAAAAUGUAUGAAUAUAAAGUCCACUCUUAAAACAAAUCAUGUAACAAUUAAAAAUGGUUUAACUAUUUAAAUCGCCCAAUCCUGUUCAUGCUUAUUGAAUGAGGACGACAACAGCUCCAUCGGUGCUGCUGGAAUAUCAAGCUGAAACUCACCAUGGAAAUAAACAACCUGAUAGCACUUUCUGUACAUCAGAAUAGGGAUGUUGUGAGUGUCUGUAGACUGUAAGGGUCCAUUCAGAUGUUUUCAGGGGUUAAACUGCUGGUCAAUAGUAUGACUGUAAAUUUAUAGCAGUUGGUUGAAAGCCAAUUAAAACCUCUAUUGCUUUUGUAAAUUGCAUUAAAUAAAUUUAGAUCACAGUUUACCGUA
Molecule: messenger RNA, 1005 nt
Organism: Sinocyclocheilus rhinocerous
Lineage: Eukaryota; Metazoa; Chordata; Actinopteri; Cypriniformes; Cyprinidae
Product: ATP synthase F(0) complex subunit C3, mitochondrial-like
Exons: 4
Coding region: 140-547 (135 amino acids)
Biological process (GO): proton motive force-driven ATP synthesis; proton transmembrane transport
Molecular function (GO): proton transmembrane transporter activity
Source: RefSeq, a predicted model, not a curated record